AUGCAAAACCCUAAUGUGAGGGAUGCAGCUGCUGCUAUCUCUACAAGGAUUCCCCCUGUUCCCGAUCUCAACAUUCAUCCUCUUGAUCUUAACACGCUACCACGGACAGAGGAGGAAUUGGAGGAGGAGGAAGACAGAGAUCAUAUGGCAACCCAUGAGUCAGAAAUACAAAACCCUCAUCCUCAUGUGGGUGAACCUGAUAUAUGUGUCAUAUGCCAGGAUGAAUAUGCAGAGGAACUAGUUGGAGGCCUUCGAUGUGGACAUGAAUAUCAUAUGAAAUGUAUAAAGAAAUGGUUGAGGAGGAUCACCAAAUGUCCAAUUUGCAGAGACACCACUAUUUUUGUUGAACCUGUUUUUUUCAAUAAACAAGCAUGUAUGCCUUAA
Messenger RNA from Daucus carota subsp. sativus, 384 nucleotides. Its product is annotated as probable E3 ubiquitin-protein ligase RHG1A. The record is from RefSeq and is a predicted model, not a curated record. The transcript has a single exon. Gene Ontology annotation, molecular function: ubiquitin protein ligase activity. The coding region runs from base 1 to 384 and encodes 127 amino acids. Lineage: Eukaryota; Viridiplantae; Streptophyta; Magnoliopsida; Apiales; Apiaceae.